UAAUUUUUAAGCAUUUUGUGCUGCCAAUUUUAAUCUCGGUACAAAUAUUGUAGUGCGCUCAUGCAAACUCGUACCUUUGUUACUCAACUACAAAGUAAAAGGAUGGGCGCAUCAGAACACUUUUUGGGAUUUUUGUUGUUUUAUGCUGCAAGUUUGUCAAGAGCAAAGGCUUUAUUUCAGCAGCAAACAGUGCCUGACUUCGCUCCAGGGACACCAGCUGCUGACGUGAGUUUACAGUGGAUCCCCCAGACAAGCAAUGAUGUGCAAAACGCGUUACUGGAGCGGGCAAUUUUUCCCGCUCCUGCUCGAUUGGUUACUUUAUCAGGCUGGAAUAUUCAUGGAGCAGAUGCUUCGUGUGAGAAAUAUGCAAUGCUUAAUGAAACACAAUGUUGGCAGAAGUGUGAACAGAGCGCAAAAUGCGAACUGGUUACCUUCGGUGUUGCCAAAAAGACGGGAUUUUGUUGUCUGCAUCAACUCACAGAACGCACUACAGCUCUUCGACCACAACAGGCCCGCCACUGGAAGUUAAUUUACGAAGAACAACCAGUGCUCCAUCGAGUGGAAGGACAGGUUUUCUGGGGCGAAAAGAUUCGUCGGUUUGAUGUGGACCAGGAAGAAGUCUGCAGUCUGGCCUGCACGUAUCAUCCCGAGUGUAACGUGGCGGCAUACAAGAAAACGCGGGGCGUCUGCUUUCUCAUGCACAACAUGGAUGUGCCGCGCAAUGUGUUCGACCCGGAAUUUGUUACGUUUUUCACCGAACUGCAACUGAAACUGUCUUAGUUCUUUCGCUUCAAUAUCAAUAUUUGGCCGUAAUGGAAUACGGCACACCCACGUGAUACGAUUAUUAUUUAUCAUAAUUUACAUAAUUAUAUCAGUCGC
Molecule: messenger RNA, 879 nt
Organism: Paramacrobiotus metropolitanus
Lineage: Eukaryota; Metazoa; Tardigrada; Eutardigrada; Parachela; Macrobiotidae
Exons: 2
Coding region: 61-780 (239 amino acids)
Source: RefSeq, a predicted model, not a curated record